GUCGGGAACGAAGGAGAGUGAAUCAAAUAUUUAGAAUGUAUUUUUUUGUAAUAUUUUAAAUUCCUUUGAUUUCAUUUGAAAUCCUUUUAUGCAUCAGAAGAGUCAACAUUAUUCGUCCUAAAUUAGAAAUUACUUAAUUCCAUUAAUGAGUUAAAUGUGUCAAAAGACAGAUUUUUAAAAGGAAGGAAAAAGAAAACUUUAGUGACAUCGAUAAAAAUAAAAAUUUCUCAGUGUUAAAUUGGAAAAAAAAACUGAAAACGAAAGCAGUCGCGACUCGCGACACUAAUUAAAAGUUUUUUCCCCAGAACUUGGCUCUAUGACAAAAUCAUCGAGUGAAUAAACUAAGUUGAAUUAUGGCAUUUAAGUCUUUAAUUGUCUUCACAAUAGGAUUUUGCUUGUGCAAUCUUUCUGAUCAGUCUCAGUCAUUCUACUCGCUACAGCCCGCUGUUGAAGCUUUGAGUGAACGAGAAGCUCAACUAGCAUUGAGAAAUGAAAUCGAAAACGGAAAUAUCGAUGACUUUGUUGACAGUGACGAUUUUGAAUGGAACAAUAAUGAUUAUGACAGUCUAGAUAGAGAACGUGAUCAUCAUCUUCAAGUACCGAAUAGAGCUUUCAGCCGAUACUUGGCACGUCCCAAUGCCGACUAUGACGAUUUUUAUCCGUCAGAUUAUAAAAAGCGCUCAAUGUUCCGCAAACGAGAUGCUUCAGUGUUCCGUGAACGAUCUCGAGUUCCUUACCUUCAACAUCAGCAGCAACAAGCAUUAGCUGAAAAGUUUUUAAGGGCCAUCGAGGACGAACGUGAGAGGGAAGAACAAGAAGAAUAUCAUAAACAGCUUCGCAAUUUAUGGAAUCGUUAUCAGGUUGAUGAAAGUGACAUAGAACGAGACCUCUUCGAUAAUGACAUAGAACCAGAGUAUUUCGAUGCGAAUAAUGAUGACAUUGAUAGAAAGAAGAAGAAGCGUCAGAAUUCUGGUAAUGCCGAAGUCGCGCCAGCAUAUUGGAAUGAUAAAAGGUCGAUGCCAUUACUUCCAUGGCUACCAGUACAACGCAAAAAAAGAUUCCCUGUAACCAAGCGAUCGUCUAAUAUAAACAAUGAUUUGACAUCAUUAAACAAAAAUGAUAAGGUCUCUCAAGACUUGAAAGGUAUCUUUGGUGCUGCUGAAAGUGAGAAGAUAGGCGACAUUGAAAGUAAGAAGAAAAAACGGUCUAGCGAAGAUUCUACAAUUACACAUGCUGAAACAACAACAAUGAAAAGCGAAAAGCUUCCAACAUCAAGUGCUGUGGUUGGUGAAACAAAAAAGGAGCAUAAACGAAGCACUUGUUAUUCAGAUGAAGACGAAGAAGCUGAUAACGAGAAUGAUAACGACGAUGAAGAAGGUGAUGAAGAUGAUAUCGACACCGGUGAUGAUUCAAGUGAGAGCGAUUCCGAUAGAAAGAAGAAAAAGCGCGAUACAUCAAAAAGCUUUGAAGUUGUUCGAGCUGAAAACAUUCCCAAGAAAAAGCUCGACAUGAAAAAGAAAUCGCUUCAAUGGUCAAAUAUCUUUGGUAUUGACAGAAAAAAGAAGUCAAUGGGUCUCAUAUUUCAUCCGCUAGAAGAUGUCAACAAACGAAAGAAAAAAUGUGUUGCGGGGGAAUGUUUUGAUGGUGAAGAGCUUGACGAAGUUGAUUAUGGAGAUGAUGAUGACAAUCUUCGAAAGAGAAAAAGGUCACGAGAAGAAAAGUUUGACGCAAUGGAUAAGAAGUUAAAAACAAUCGAGAAUCUCAUUAUUGAUGAUAGUACAAAAUACUUUGAAAAUCAUGACGGAAGUUUAAGUCCCUCCGAGGCACGUGUCAUGAGGAAUCGUGUUGCUGAUCGUCUGGCAACAGCUUACAGCUUAGAAAAAAUGAGAAAAGCAAUUGCACGUCUAAAGCAAUCAAUCGCUAUGGAAAGAGAUUUGAUUAAGGGACCUCACAAUGAACUAGAUGAUGUUGACGAUGCCAUUGAAGAGGCAAAAAAGAAGAAGGCAAAGCGUGUUGCAGUGAAGAAGGAAAAAGCGGAAUUUGAUAAUAAUGAUCAUGACAUCGAAUCUUCAAAGAAGACUUCACCUGAUCAAAUAAGAAAUGACUUGAAGGAGGAUGAAGAAGAGAAGAAAAAGAAGAAGAAACGCUCUCAAAAGAAAAGUGAAUUUACAAAUUUAAUUAAUGACGAUAUGCCGAUGUCAGAAAGCUACAUGGGAGGUAGAAUGGCUGAGUGUCCAUUACUUGAUAGAAUCGAGAAGAAAUGUCGUGGCAUCGAUAUCAUGAGUGGAGAUUCAAAUCAAAAUUUGCUCGAGGCUUGUGGUGCGCAUCAAUUGUGUUAUCUUUGCAGUGACUCACAAUCUCAAUGCGAUUACGGUUACAUGAAUGAGGCUGAAGAUUUGUGCGGUCGUGACAUUAAAUGCAAGAUGUCGGCACGUAAAGCGCUUGCCGUUCUAAGAGACUUGGGAGGAAGUCGAGUUCCGCCAAGAGAAUGCAUACGCAACCCAUGUUUGAGUAUGGCUUUACGUACGAUUGCUUUUUAAAUUCACUAUUUUUACAUUCAUAAGAUUUUAUUGGAAGAAGAAAGAAUAAGAAAUAAGUGAAGAAACAAACUGAUUGGAAACUUGACAGUGACUUCAAAGACGUGACAUAUUUUAUUAAUAAAUAUUAAAUCAUCAUGCAGCUAACUAAAUGCAAAUGUUAUCUAAGAAAUUUACCACAAAAUCAAGGAAUAUUAAGAUUGAUAUCUACAUAUAAAUAUGAAAUUAAGCGUUUAUUUUUUAAAAUAUUUCCAUCUUUACAUUCAUCUUAUGAUGAGAAUGUUGCAGACACAUAAAUAUUUAUGACUAACUAAUGAUGACCUUAACUAAAUAUUAAAAUUAUAAGCAGUUGUUUUUUUUUCUCUUCCCUUUUUUUAUUCUUCAAUGUGGCAAGAUAACUUUGGUGUUGAAAUGCAUCUUAUACAUGUACUCUGACACUAAUUUGGUUAAUGAGAGUUGUCUUUGAAUUGAGUUGAUAACUGUUUUGAUCUUUCCUACCUAGUUUCUGAAGACAACAAAACCCAACAAAAAUUCUUAAUGACAAUAACAUGAACUAACAAAGAGGAAAAUUAUUUCAUUAUAUUUGAAUUCUUUAUGAAUAUCCCAAAGAUAUUUCACUUGUGUAAACAUCAAUUGGCAACUAAUGAAAAUAUUUAUUAAAAAUUAUAUAACACUAAUUCAAAAUUUAUUUAAGUGGAAAAAAAACUCCUUCCAUUUGUCUGACAACUUUUUUGCUCUUUUGAUGAAGCUUUAAAAACUUCACUUACAAGAAAUAACAAAAAAAAAAAAGAUUAAAUGUGAAUCUAAUGUGCGAUAUGAAAUAACAAAUUCAAAUCAAUAUAUUUGUGUUGUCUCUAUUUGUUGAACUAACAAUACUUAGUCUAAUAAAACUGAUUAAAUAAAUCACAAACA
Clunio marinus is the source of this 3449-nucleotide messenger RNA. Lineage: Eukaryota; Metazoa; Arthropoda; Insecta; Diptera; Chironomidae. The record is from the annotation of a GenBank genome assembly.